This is a messenger RNA of Arabidopsis thaliana (thale cress), 1704 nucleotides long. RefSeq lists its product as uncharacterized. The coding region runs from base 1 to 1704 and encodes 567 amino acids. The transcript is spliced from 7 exons. NCBI's taxonomy places the organism in Eukaryota, Viridiplantae, Streptophyta, Magnoliopsida, Brassicales, Brassicaceae. The record is from RefSeq and is marked reviewed.
AUGGAAAGCACAAAGGACUUGGAAUUUUAUCAAGAGCUUGUAGCCGCGAAAGAGCUUGAAGUCGCAAUGUCAACAACUGAGGAGAGAUCAAGCCACAACCACAACAAGCGUCUAAUUGAAGCUCUUACCACUGAAAUGGAGCAAAGUUUCGACAACCACUUAGAUCAAAUUCGUCAAGGGCAUCACAGAGCACGAAAAAUGAAGGAACAAGAGCUUAAGUCUAAGCCACCGGAUAACUCAUUGAGAUCAACACAGAGCAGAAAAGAAGAUUACCUAGAGUGGGAGAAAAAUAUGGACGAGUGGUUUUCCUACAAAAACUUCUUGAGCGAGAUGAGAUUUGUUUGUGCACUUAGCCACCUCACGGGAAACGCUUACAAAUGGUGGUUGCAAGAAGUUGAAGAUCGCUUAUAUUAUAAGGAGCCACCUAUCACUUUGUGGAGAGAUCUUAAGGAAUUUCUAAGGAAUAAAUAUGCUCUGCAAGUAUCAAACCGCUCUCGAAAAGUCAGUAUCACAGCCCAAGGGUUAGCAGCUCAAGAAAAGGAACAAGUCUUAGCCCCAUAUUCGAAGAAAAACCCCAUAGCAGAACAACAGUUGAAGGAUGAAAUUCUGAAGAUUCUCAAUGCUUACAACAAACCCAAGAAAGCUAAGUCAACAUCUCAACCAAAGAUGGUCACCAAAGAAGUUGUAAUUCAGAAGCAAAGCCUAAAACCAUCACUUGAAUCAAGCGUUGAGCCAAAGCACUGUCAUACUAUGGAGCAUGAGAAUGACAAAACUGAAGGAAGCACAAAAGAGGAGAAUCAUCAUUUGGUGUCAACCACUUCACAAGCUUGUCGAGCUGACUAUGUUUCAAAAAUCACCAUCUUGAACAAGAAUGGACCGCCAUAUGUAUCACAACCAGUUCUAAACCGAGAGUUACCUAAAGAAGAACCACGUGAAUUAGGAGAAUUCACUCAAGUUGAGGCUAUCAUGAUCCACAAACAAUCACCUAGAGCUGAAUGCAAUAUUUUUUUCAAGGAUAAACCACCAGAUGCUACACUACCAUUUAAAACUCGAGGUUGUACACUUUGGAGGCCAAUCAAGAAGACUAAUGAUCGGGAGAUAAGCACUCAUCAUAUGAGUCAAUCAAGAGAUCCUCGUAAAGAUUAUCAAAAUCAACUUUGGCUAAAACACAUAGAAGAAUGCAUAGAGGAGCCUGAAAUGGAUAUUUCUUCAUUUAGUACUUUCCAUACCUAUCUGUGGCGACCAGGAGAGUUGUUAGAUAGCUCUAGAGAGGAGGAGUUGGUCACCAACAAUGCCUUGAUCCAAAAAGAACCCCCGGAUCCAACGCCACUUCCAUUAGUCAUGAUGAUACCAAGCACCGAACACACUGUGAACCUUACUCAGGAGCCACCAGACUUAGAAUUUCUCAUGUCCAAUCUCUUUGAGAGGACUGGAAUUGGAGUUGUUUUGAUGCCAAAGAUCGAUUAUCCAUCCAACCGAACAAGAAGAAAAAGCGACAAUGCUUAUGAACUUGAGUUGCAAGGUGAAUUGGAUUUGAGGUCAAAUCUUUUUCAAGUGGGAGAGGAUGAUGUGAUCAUGGAAAGCACAAAGGACUUGGAAUUUGAUCAAGAGCUUGUAGCCGCGAAAGAGCUUGAACCUGAGGAGCAUUUUGAAGCAGAAAAUGAACUUAUAACGGAGAAAGAGUAUGGAAAGAUGUUAUCUUAA